GCCGCCUUGCGGCUGGGUGGGCGAGAGUGCUCUGACCCGCCCUUUGGUGACGUCACUUCCUGUCGGGCCGAGCGGGGCCCGGUUCCGCGGUCCCUUUAAGGCCGAAGCGGCGGCGCGAAGCCCAGCUAUGGUGGUGCUGCCGGGCGGUGCGGCGGUGCGCGGCUCCCCGGAGCCCUUCCCGAGGAUCGAGGACUGCCUGCCACCGCUGGAGAGCUCCCCAUCCAAGCGCUUCUCCCCCUCCAAGCGGAAGCAGUACUACAUCAACAAGGCCAUCCGCAACUCUGACCUCAUCCCUAAAGCCAAGGGGCGCAAGAGCCUGCAGAGGCUGGAGAACACUCGCUACUUGAUGUCACUCUUGGUACGAGAUGAAUGUGGCAGCAGUGAGGCUGAGCUCGCCCACUCUGCCACCCCGAGCAUCUUCACCGAGGCCUGCAACAAUGAGACCUAUGUGGAGAUCUGGAAUGACUUCAUGAACCGGUCAGGAGAAGAGCAAGAGCGUGUCCUGCUUUACCUGGAGGAGGAGGCUGGGAAGAAGCACAAGAGGAAGCUGCCCUUGAAAAACAAAGAGAAGUGGAAAGAGCACCCUGCCUACACACCCAAGGAGUGCUUCCAGCGCAUCGCCGCCGCCCUGCGCUCCACCCUGAAGCGUGGCAGGAUCCCUAUGGGGAUGCUGGAGUGCUUGGAGGAGGAGCUGCUGACCUUCUUUUCUGUCACUCCACACUCUGUGUACACGGCACUGAUGGACAACAGCUUUGAGCGACUCCUGCUCCACGCACUCUGCCAGUACAUGGACCUCGUCUCUGCCAGUUCGGAUAUUGAAGGGAAGCGCCAAAUGAAAGUGAGCAACAAGCACCACGUCUUCCUGCCCCCAGAGCUGCUGCUUUCGGACUACCUGGAGCAGCUCAGCUGACAGCGAGGGGCCCUGCCCCAUGCUCAGCACGCUGAAGGCUUUGCUUGCCCACUGAUGGCCUCCAUGGGCCUCGUUCCUUGUGACUUGCACGUGGGGCUCAUCCCUUCCCCACUGAGUGGGCUGAGCCUCCCCGUAGGCGCUGCAGUGUGUUGUGGGGCUGCAGAUGGGCCGCGGCAGGAGCCAGGCAUCCUGGCCCUGUCCACGAUGUGCCCACAGCCCGUGUGCUUUUAAUGAUGCCAGGCCCGUGGCAUGCUGCUGGGCUGGAUGCGUCUGGGCUCAGCCAGCGGAAGCGCCUGGGGCCUGUGUGGCAGCCCUGUCUGUGUUCUGACACCUCCAUGCCAACAGGCGCAGCCCUCAGGCACCCCUGGAGCUGGCUGGCUGGCCGCAGCAUGGAGCAGGGCUGUUUUUAAAUGUAUCAUAGCUGUCUUUUAUGUGUAUAUUUGUACGUGUGGGGGCGGGAAGGGAAGGGAGAAGUGCUGGCCCCAGGUAUGCGCUCUGUGCAGCCACCUGCAGCAGGCUGGGGCAUGAGCAACGGGUGGUGCCUCGUGUUUGUGUGCGUGCGUCAGAAACGGGCGGCAUUCAUGCCGGGACAAUAAAAGUGUGGUGCUCCAAUGAUCUGUGGUU
Molecule: messenger RNA, 1534 nt
Organism: Lagopus muta (rock ptarmigan)
Lineage: Eukaryota; Metazoa; Chordata; Aves; Galliformes; Phasianidae
Gene: R3HDM4
Product: R3H domain containing 4
Molecular function (GO): nucleic acid binding
Source: RefSeq, a predicted model, not a curated record